UGGAGUUUAAAUGAAAUUUAACAGAAGCGUCACGUGCAGUCACGUGUUGUUUAACUUGUUUAUAAAUUACAAUCAAAUAUUUUUUAAAAAUUAUAAUCAACGUGCUGUGAAAUAAAUAAACUAGUCAUUUAGGGUGUAAUUAAUUAGACUAGAGAUAAGCUAUAAAAUAAUAUAAUAUAAAACUAAGAGAUAUAACCUGUAAUUUAAAUUAAUUGAUUAAAGAAUUUAUAAAUCGUACGAUAAAAUGCCGGAAGUGAAGCUAAAAAUUGAUGAGUGUGUAAAAAAAUCUUUUAUGCGAAUCAAUGGUCAAUUAAAUGGCAGUUCAAUUAAAAUUUAUUUGAGUAAUAAAAUAAAAGAAGAAGAAGCCAAAAUAAUAGAGCUUAAUUUGAUCACAAAAGAUUUGUCGAGUAUUUCUGAUAAUUUUUUUUAUCGAUACUGCAAUUUAUUUCGAUUAGAUCUGUCCGGUAACAAAUUAUCAACUAUAACGAAUGCAAUUGAAUCUCUUGUUAAUUUAGAGUGUUUGGUAUUGGAUAACAAUAGAUUUAAAAAAUUUCCUCAAGUAGUUGAGAAUCUUGUGAGGUUGAAGGAACUGAGCUUGAAAAACAAUGGAUUGACUGAAUUUCCUGAGACUUGUCGGGGCUCUACGAGUAUAGAAAAAUUAAAUUUGUCAGACAAUAAAAUAAAUUUUUUACCACUAACCUGGAAAAAUAUGAGGCGUUUAAAGAGUUUAGAUUUGUCUUAUAAUUAUUUUAAAUCGAUUCCCACAUCUAUUGAACAAGGAAUGCCCAUUCUAGAGAUGCUAGAUGUAUCCGGAAAUAGAGGAAUGUCAAUAGAUGGUCAAAUUUAUAGUCACAGAAUUAAAAAAUUUUACUGCAGAAAUAACAAAACUCGUUGUUUAUGGUUCCCCAAAUGGAUUUUCUCUGGUAAAUAUUAUCAGUUCGAUGAACUGGACUUUGAAAACUCGUCAUUCAGUAUCAUAUUGAUACCACCAAAUCCUAAAAUCCGCGUUAAAGUACUAAAUCUCCAACGUUGUAAUUUUACAAGCAAAACUAUUGCUGCUGUAUUAUGUGACAUUGAGUCUAUUGAGUACUUGAAGAUAGGAAACAAUAAUUACUGUUCCGAUGGAAAUUUAUUCACCGAGUUACCGCUCGAAUUAAUAAACGCACCGCAGGAUCUCCUGAAAUUAAAUUGCCGAGAUGUCGGUCUCCCGUCAAUUCCACCGGCGAUAAAAAAUUUUAUCAGUAUCACCAAGAUUGAUUUGAGCUUAAAUCACAUCAGCUGGCUGCCUAAUGAAUUCUGUUUUAUGGAAAAAUUAGAGAUUUUACUUCUUUCUCGCAAUACUUUAAUAAUGCUACCGCAGAAUAUCGGGCAACUGGAGCAUUUAAGAGUACUAGAGAUUUCCAAUAAUCAUAUUUCAUCUCUACCGGAGUCUAUAAGUCAGCUCAAGAAUCUUCAGUACCUCGAUCUUUACUGUAAUGAUUUAUCCGAGUUACCAGAGUACUUUAAAGACUUUGAUAAUCUCGUAGGUCUUGAUGUCGAACAAAAUUUCAUCGAUACCGAUAAUUGUCAAUUACUGAUGUACGAAAGUCUGCGUGAAGCAAACAGAGUGUACAAUAAAUCAGAAUUAAGACUAAAUGGUCCGAGGGUAGAACAGCAGUCAACUCAUUUAAGUCGAUCAACAAGUUCAUUAACAAAUUCAAACGAUUCUUACGAAAGUUCCUUCGAUGUCUCAUUUGACAUGUCUCAAGAGUGUUAUGUUAAAACUGAUGAUAAUUGGGACAAAGAAUACGAUAGUUCGGAUGAUUUUGAUGCAUAUAAUCCACCAGUUAUUAAUGAAAUCCAGUGGCAAUACCCGAGGAAUGUGUGGACCAAUCCGAUGCAUUUUUGUCCUGCGGAUUUACACGUACCGAGAAUAAAAGAUAUAAUUGCUGAAAACUACGCUCGCGGAAAAUAUCCAAUUCGGGCAGCAAUUGUCGAGGGACAGUUCGAUAACGCCGAUUAAUUUCAUUAAUUUAAUCCCGUAAGAUAAACGAUGGAGUUGGAUUUGAUAUUUCCGACGUCAGAUUGCAAGAAAUAAUAAUAUAAAGACAAUCUAUGAUUAUUCUCUUGUAUAACUUGGAGUGGUUCAAGUUUUCAUAAUUGAAUACACUAAAUUUUCAUAUUCAUUGUUUGAAAUACUCAUUUUUUUUACUUUUUGUUUUUAUUUAUUAUUAUUUUCAAUAAGCUUUAAAUUACUUAAAGUUUGUUUGUUAAAAUUUUUCAAUAAAUUUUAUGCAAAUACUUUCUUUUAUCGUUAAUAAUUAAUGAUUGUCAUUAUUAUAGUAUGAGUAUUACAACGAAUUAAAGAAAGAAAUAAUUGAAAAUACUUACCUAGUUAAAUAAUAAUUAUGAUAAAUGUGAUUUAGUAGAGUAAAGACUAAAGAGUGAACACGUCGAGUCACAAAACACCAAUCAAGCUGUUGUGUUACUAACAAAAGUUUAACUCAUUAAUAAUUGUUGAGUUUACAGAUGUUAUCAUAAAAUUGUUAUGGAAAAAGUUAAUAAUCGCUUAUCAAACAUUCCACUAUUAUUAAAAUAAAAAAGUAAUAAUUAUUAUUAAUAUUAAUAAUGCGUUGACUCGUUUUAAUGUAAAAUUUUGUUAUUGCAAAAGCAAUUUUUAUAAAUUAAGU
Microplitis demolitor is the source of this 2669-nucleotide messenger RNA. RefSeq names its product leucine-rich repeat protein soc-2 homolog. Lineage: Eukaryota; Metazoa; Arthropoda; Insecta; Hymenoptera; Braconidae. Bases 245 to 2002 code for a protein of 585 amino acids. Gene Ontology annotation, molecular function: protein binding. The transcript is spliced from 3 exons. The record is from RefSeq and is a predicted model, not a curated record.